Molecule: messenger RNA, 1375 nt
Organism: Paramecium sonneborni
Lineage: Eukaryota; Ciliophora; Oligohymenophorea; Peniculida; Parameciidae
Source: the annotation of a GenBank genome assembly
UUUAAAUAUUAUCAUGCCAAAAUCUCAUUCCUCAUCUUCUUCAGGUUCAUCCUCUUCAAGUGAAGAGAAGAAGAAAAUGAAAGACUUAAAUUAAAAAAAGUCAAAAAGUCAAAAGUCAAGAGAAAGAUCAAAAGAAAAAUCAAAAGAAAAAAAAACUAAAGAUAAACCAAAAGAAAAGAAAAUAAAAAAUCUUCUUCUUGUUUAAAAUAUUUCAAGAAAUGUCACCUAGGAUAUCUUACAUGAAAUCUUCUCAACUUAUGGAAAAUUAACUAAUGUAGAAAUGUAAUUUGAUGAAUAAAACAAUAUGCUUCCGCUUUUAUUUGCUUUUAUUACUUAUAAUGAUGAAGGCGAUGCUUCUUAAGCUACUUAAUAUAUGCAUAGAGCAAUUAUUGAUGGAAAAAAGAUAAAAUGUUAAAGUCUUGGAGUAGAUAGAUAAAAGUAAAUAAUUAUAUCAAAAAUAGAUAUUAUACAGAAAAGAUUAAAAAAGAAAGAUUAGAUAAACUAAGAUAAAGAGAAAUAAGAAAGGAAAAAGAUUUAAAAUAAAAGGAGGAACAUGCAAGAGCUAAGAUUAGAGAAGAUAAAUAAAAAAAUGAUAAUAAGGAUGUUGAAAAAGAUAAAGAAAAAGAAUUAUAAAAAAAAGAUUAAGAAUAAUCAUAAGAUUAAUAAAAAUAAAAAGAUAAAGAAAAAGAUAAAGAGAAGGAAAAAGAGAAAGAAAGAGAAAAAGAAAAAGAAAGAAAAGAAAAAGAGAGAGAAAAAGAAAGAGAAAAAGAAAAAGAGAGGGAAAGAGAAAGGGAAAGAGAGAGGGAAAGAGAAAGAGAAGAAAGAGAGAGGGAGAGAGAAAGGGAAAGAGAGAGAGAAAGAGAAAGAGAAAAAGAGAGGGAAAGAGAAAGAGAGAGAGAAAGAGAAAAAAGGGAGAAAGAAAAAGAAAGAGAAAGAGAGAAAGAAAGAGAGAAAUAAAAGCAAAAAGAAAAGCGAGAAAAAGAAAAAUAAGAAAGGAUUGAAAGAGAAAAAAAGAAGAAAUAACACUCCUCUAGAAGAAGAUCAUCAGAUAGACAUCAUAAAAGAUCAAGUUCAAGAAAAAGACAUUCAAAAAGAAGAUAUAGUAAAAGAUCAAAAACUCCUGUAAAAAUUAAUAACUAAUAUAAUAGAAAAGAAAAUAAAAUAGAAGAGAAAGUACUUCAAGUUCAUCAUCUGAUUCUUCAUCUUCUUCAUCUUCUAGUGGAAGUUCUAGUAGUAGCAGCAGCAGCGGAUCUUCUUCAUCUUCACAAUCAGAUGAUUAAAAAUAAACAAACUAAAACUAGAAAAAAACAUCUUCAAGUAGUUCUUCAAGUGAUUCAGAUAGUUCAUCAUGAUUAUUAUAUUAAUUAUAGUGUAA